Molecule: messenger RNA, 1290 nt
Organism: Tremella mesenterica DSM 1558
Lineage: Eukaryota; Fungi; Basidiomycota; Tremellomycetes; Tremellales; Tremellaceae
Exons: 3
Coding region: 1-1290 (429 amino acids)
Source: RefSeq, a predicted model, not a curated record
AUGCCACCUCCCGUUUCUGCUGAACGUGGCGAAACCUCUCUUCCUGACCAAAUCACCAACUCUGAGGAUUUAACACCUCUCCCUGAAAACGAAACUCCUGUACUUCAAAUAGAUCCGGAUCUAGUAGAUCUCCCAGCUCCAGCUCAUAACCCUCCUUCUCAUGAGGUCGAACAUGAAAUCGACGAACAUGAACCUCCGACACUUGCAAGUAUCAAACCGGACGCUCCUAUGGGUAUAACGGAGAGUAUAGCGAGUGCACCUAAUCCUCGUCAUACGGAUUUCACACCACCUGAUUUUGAUAAGGUUGAAGAAGAAGAGGAAGGGGGUAUACCUGGAAGUCCGACCACAAAAGCUAUAAGAGCUGUUGCUCCUCCGAAUGCAAUGAUGCCAGAUCCUAAAUGGCCUCCUCCCCCACCGAAUGCAAGUGUUAAUUUGUUCAUUGGACGAGCAUUGUUAUCCCACGGUAAUGAUAAUUGGCCAUUGCACUAUCCCUCCGAAUGGGACGGUGACGAAGGUCGCUGUUCCGCUCAUCGCGUCCGAACUUAUCUCGCUCGUAAAGGUGCCGACAUGUAUUACGAAAAACUGAAUCAAGGUUGUAUAGCCGGUUGGCGUAUUCGUCAAAAUCAUCUUUGGAGAUUCGAAAAUGGUGGUUUUCAAGGUCGUGGAAUGAAACAAGAAGAAGCUAUAGCUCAAGCACAAAAAGAAUCAGAAGCAGUAGCAACUGCAGCUCAUAAACUUGCCGCUGCAGAAGCUUUAGCUCAAGGUCAUCCAGGUAUAAAAGUUUCAAUGUCAACAGCUGGUAUUUCCGAUGGUGGACCAACAAACAAACGUCAACGUGUUAAAGGUCCCUCACAAUCACGUCGUAAUCGUAAAAAAGAAGAUUUAUCAUCCGGUUUAGGUGAUCAAAGUUUUUACCAAGCUACUGCCAAUUUCGAUUUAUCUUCCGCAAAUGGUACGACUGGUGAAGGAAGUGGUGAACAAACCGAUACAAGUGGAUUACCUAUUGAUCCAAUGUUAAUACCUGAUCAACAAGAAGAUGGAAUGGAUAUCAAUAUGGUUCAUCAAGCUAUGCAAGCUGCUGCAGCUGCUAAUGCGGGUCAAAUUGAUGAGUUGGAAAUUGGUAUGCCAUUACCUAUUGAGAUGCAAAUGCAUGGAGAGGGUGAUGAAGGUGAUGAAAGGUAUAGAGGGGAUGAACAAUUUUAUGGGAAUUCAAGUCAAACGGGUCAUUCGUAUGGUUCUGGGAAUUAUGGAUACGAAGGAGGACAGGUUUAUGGGUAUCAACAACGGUGA